Hydatigera taeniaeformis is the source of this 1134-nucleotide messenger RNA. The record is from the annotation of a GenBank genome assembly. NCBI's taxonomy places the organism in Eukaryota, Metazoa, Platyhelminthes, Cestoda, Cyclophyllidea, Taeniidae.
AUGGGGGUCGAAGUGGAUGUAAAGCCUUCGGAAACCGGCGAGGAUUCUAUUCACUUAUGGUCAUGCAUUUUGAAAGAGGUUGCAAAUGCCCGCAUCGGAAAGCUUCCUCAUAAUAAGGGUGUAGUUGUUUUGGGAGAUUAUGGGACAGGUAAAAGCACCCUCGCCUGUCGUUUAAGUCAUAAACAUCUUCCACCAAGAAGUCCCGGUCUUGAGUACCACUUUGUCGACAUCCGUGAUGAAGCUACGGAUGAUCAAACGAAGUUGAGUGUAUGGAUAUUGGACGGAGAUCUGGAGUUCAUACCUUAUCUCAAGUUUCCUCUCGACAAGAGGAACUUUGCCAAUCGCAUGGUGGUGAUUGUGGUGGACAUGGAGAGGCCUUGGAAUAUCAUGAAUGAAUUGGAGAAGUGGGCCAAUGCUUUGGAGGACUACAUAAAGAGCAUGGACAUUGAAGUGGAGGAGAUGCAAGAGUAUAAGGAUAGUCUUGUGCGCCAUUUCCGCGAAUACAUUGAACCGGACAGCAUACUUUUACACUCAGCGAGUGGUAAUAGUGGCGGUACUGACACAGCUGAUGGUGUUGGUGAGAGUGCUGCGCCGGUGGCCCAGGUUUCCCGCCCAGCUGCUGUUGCCGCAACUGGUGGGAAUCCCCUCCAUCCAGCUACUGCAGCCCUUCUCCGAUUGAGUGGCUUGCAGCAGCAGCAACAGAACCAGUCUGUUCUUCAGGAUGACGCUGAAGAAGAAGGAGAUGAGGAUGAUGUAGACGAAGGUGAAGGCGGCGAAGGCGAGAUGUCAAAACCGAAGAGGAGUAAGAAGACAGUUUCUGAUGUGCUGAAGGAGUUGCCUAUUACUCCAGGUGCUCUAAUCAAUAAUCUCGGUAUUCCUCUGGUGGUUGUGGUCACCAAGACUGACGUGAUGGAUGACAUGGAGAGGAAGCAGGGAAUGAGUGAGGAACAGUACGAUAUCAUUCAAAUGCACAUUCGUAGGUUCUGCCUCUCCUACGGUGCUGCCCUUAUCUACGUGUCAGCCAAGAACGGCAAGAAUUGUGGUUUGUUGAAGAACUACCUGCAGCAUCGUAUCUACGGUUUCCCAUUCACACAAAACGCCUACGUCAUUGACAAGGAUUGCGUAUUCAUGUGA